Molecule: messenger RNA, 1191 nt
Organism: Neurospora tetrasperma FGSC 2508
Lineage: Eukaryota; Fungi; Ascomycota; Sordariomycetes; Sordariales; Sordariaceae
Exons: 3
Coding region: 1-1191 (396 amino acids)
Molecular function (GO): hydrolase activity
Source: RefSeq, a predicted model, not a curated record
AUGGCUCGCGCGCUUCGCAAAAACCCUUUGAGGCUGUGGGAAAGACUCUACCUUGUCGCUCAUCUCCUCACCAUCGACACCGCCCAUUUGCUUCUCAACGCCAUCACUUGCGUCAGUCUCGCCAUCCUGCGCGGGGUCCCCAUCCGCCACUACUUCAGAGUCGCCUACAAUCGCUUCGCCCUCGGCUGUCUCUCCCCUCGUGAGAUCCAGCACAUGAGUCCGUCGACCGCUACCAUCUACCGUGAAUGGAUUGCCUCCGCCUGCGCUGCUUCCCAGGCUCGCAUCGACUCCGGUCACGCCACCCCCAAUGACCAGUACAUCCUCGACCACCUCCACCGCCACGAAGAGAUCCUUUCUGACGGCGAGUCUUCUAUCCUCUGGGUCGGUGACCGCCGCCGCGCCUCCAAGUUCGUCCUCUUCUUCCAUGGCGGCGGCUUCAUCGCGCCCAUGCAGGAUGGCCACCUUGAGUGGUGUCUGCGGUCUUACAUCCAAGCCGGCCGGCUUCAUGAUCAACACGUUGCCGUCGCCGUGCUGCAGUACACCCUCGCCCCCGAGGCCCGCUAUCCCGUCCAACUCUCCCAGGCGGCUGACGCGCUGGCGUACCUGCUCAAGGUGGGCGUGCGGCCGCGCGAUCUGGUCAUCGGCGGCGACUCGGCCGGCGCUAAUCUAGCGGCCCAGAUCAUGAGCCACUUGCUGCAUCCACAUGCGGACGCCAGGAAGAUUGCGCUCCCGCUAGAGGAGCGCAUAGCUGGCGUGUUCGCUGUCAGUCCCUGGGUUAGCGCCAGGACGGAUGAUCAGAGCAUGGCGGAUAAUGCGCUCAUUGAUAUGCUGUCGCCGGUGAUUAUGGAGAAGGCGGUUCAGGAGCUCUUUGGUAACCACAACAAGUAUAACGCCGAGAAGAAGAGGGGUCAGGGAUGGGCUAUGCCGGCGGAUGUGGAUACGGGCGCGUGGUACAAGGGGCUGGGAAAGUUUGUUGAGAGGGUUUAUGUCACCUUGGGUACCCAGGAGGUGUUCAGGGACCAAAGUAUUGUGUUCGCUGAGGGGAUCAGGAGGACGAAUCCGGAUAUAGACGUGGUUUUGGAGGAGGCGUAUGACGAAGCGCAUGAUUUCAUCCUAUUGGAAGGCAAACGGAAGGAGGAUGGGAACGCCACUAGACGGAUGAGGAAGUGGAUUGAAGGGGUCUUUUGGUGA